Puccinia graminis f. sp. tritici CRL 75-36-700-3 is the source of this 1242-nucleotide messenger RNA. RefSeq lists its product as uncharacterized. Bases 1 to 1242 code for a protein of 413 amino acids. The record is from RefSeq and is a predicted model, not a curated record. The transcript has a single exon. NCBI's taxonomy places the organism in Eukaryota, Fungi, Basidiomycota, Pucciniomycetes, Pucciniales, Pucciniaceae.
AUGGGAAGUGUUCGGGAGGCCUACUUGGCGGCACGGAAAAGGAAAAACCGCUCAAAAAAGCAUGCAGAGGAGAGGCGGGGUGAACUUUUAUUCACACUCGACAAUACCGAAAGGGCAUCUUACAACUGUUCACAUCAACAAAACACUACCGUGCCCAAUGAAGACUGUGCAAACUUAACGGUUCCCACCUCGGACUCCGAAGAUACUGCGGAAGAUAAGAUUAUUUGGUCAUCAAAACGAUACAUCCCGCUCGAACUCUUUCCGCAUAUGCUUGGAGAUGAUCCAGACAGACCCCCAACGCAAGAAGAAAUCAACUCCUGCGACUCAAUAGCCAGAGGUUUCAAAUUCUUCGACCAUGGAAAGGUUGUUAUACACGACAAAUUAGAUAAAUCAAAAAUAAUAGCCCUCAUCGAGUUCACCUCCUUUGAUGAUGCAUCUUCUGCGGAUCUUAAGGAAAUUGCCACUGUCACAGACUUCUUGCACUCGAUGAAGCGUUUUGUCAAUGCUGUUGGGUCGGAGGCACGGUCCUGGGGAGGCAAAAUGUUUGCAAUAGGGUGGCGGAAGGCGAUGGUUGCUUUCCAGCUUUUAGGGCUCUACCGGAACAAAGCAGCUAUCACCCGACAUCGAGAGGAGUACGAUCAACUUAUGCAACGCUCACCUGACACUUCAAGUAUCCUUGGGAGGAUGUUCCGGCGGGUUGCUAAUGUGGCUUUCUCCGACAAUCAAGAGCUCAUGCAACAAUACUCAAUCCCAUCGCUUGGGCAUCCCGACUUCGACUUGCCGAUUGGAGAAGACGAUUGCGCUCCCAACCUCACGUUUACGGCCGGGGGAUUCUUCAACCCUCCACACUGCGACACUCAAGACCUGUCAGAGUUUGCAUUCGGCCUAUUCCUACCUGUAAAUAGCCAUGACUGGUCGAUCCCAACGUCUAGAACUCAUUCGACCCUGUCUGGUGGAGCUUUUGUCUUUCCCGAUUACAGGUGUGGUAUCGAUUUCUCUAAACACCACGGAUUUGUCAAGCUGGUUUGGCGGGCGCGUGAGGUUCGACAUGCCACUUUGCACUCGGAGGGUGAUUCGCCUUAUGAGCGGCUUGGGUUGUCUCUCCAGAUCAAUAAGAAAACUGCCACCACCUCUCAAGACACCAAAAGCGGUGCAAUUUUCGAGCGGCCCGCUUAUAAGGAUAUCCCAAAAGAUCAACUCUACAUUGGUAAUCUCAAGACUUACGUUGAAGGCACGCACUAA